AUGGUGAUGGGUAGUACAGAUAAACUACUAUAUAAUUUAUGUAUAGUAGUAAUUUAUUGGAUAUGUUUUUGGUAUAUUAUAUAUUUUAUUACUGGUUUCCAUUUAACAACUAUAACAAUAAAUAAUGGUAUAUCAUUUAAUGGAAUUACUUUUAAAACUUCAAAUAGAUUAAUAAAAAUUAAAUCAUUAAGGUUUAGAUUAUGGGGAAAUACUAAAAUGACAAUUAUUGAUGAUUUAUAUAUAAAAUUAUACCCAUCUAUUUCAAAAAAUCAAAAAUCAAAACUGUCAAAUCUGUCAUUUUUUAAUAUUGAUGAUGAAGAUAAUAUUACUAUAUAUCCAAAAAAUUUUAUAAAAAAGUUUUUCGUUAGUUUAUUAAUACGGCAUUUCCCAUUAUUAGAUUUAGAAUUAAGAAAUACAACAAUAAUAUCAGCAUCAAAUUAUAAAACAACCAUAUCAUACGUCAAAUUUAAUCAACAAUCAAGGAAAAGUAGUAGAAAUACUAAUAAUAUAAAAUUUAAAACUUCAUUAUUUAUAACUAAUUUAAAUCAUCAAAUUUUAGAAAAAAUACGACCUGCUUCAUUAACUUCAUUUAGAAUAGAAUUUAAAAUACUGAUAAAUUAUAAAAAUGGAUCAUUAGAUGAUUUAAAAACCAAAAUUAAUAUAUCAGAAAGUAAUAUAUCGGUUUUUAAUGCAAUUAAAUAUUACCUUAUACGUGAGGAAAAUAAAUCUGAAUCAUCAUCAACACCAUCAACAUCAUCACAAUCAUCACCACCAAAAUCUAAAUCCAAUUUAACAAUAGAUAAAAUAUUAAAAAUUGCACAUCGUUUAAUCAAUGACAUAAGUAUACAUAUUGAAAAUUCCAAAAUUUCAGAAAUUCCUUUUGUUUUAAUUGAUGAUAAUAUGUCAAUUGAAGAAUACUAUAAAGAAGAUAGACCAAAAACUUCUUUGGAGUUGAUUACUAAAUCAGUUUCAUUUAAUAUAUCAAGAAUGUGGCCAGAUGCAGCUGGAUUUGAAGCAAGUUUCAACCCAAAAAUAGAUCUUCCAUUCCAUAUAACUUUAUCAGUUCAAUUAUUCAAAAUGUUUUUUAUAAAAAGAAUUAUAUUACCUAGUGGAGUUGAUGGACAAGAUUCUGAUGAAAUCUUAAAUAUGCCAAAUAAUUCAUUGACUUUUAAAUCAAAUCUUGUAAGUCAAUUAGCACAAUCAAGAGGGUUUGAAAAUUGUGUAAUGGAAUUAUAUUUCUCAGCAAGUUCACCCAUAUUCGAUGUUAAUUCAAGACAAAUGAGUGCCAUACUAUAUAAUGUAGUACUACUAAAGAAAUGGUCAAGAUUACAAAAAUUAAGAAAGCAAGGUUCUCAGGAAGAACAAAAUUUAAAACAAAAUGAUACAGAUGAUUUAAAAGUUGAAUCAUUAAAAGCAAGAGUAUGGAAAUAUAUAAAUGAACAUUAUCCAAAUUUAGAUAUGAAAUUAGUUGUUGAACAACCAAAAUUCAUACUAAGACAUGAUGGUAAACAUACUCAAUUAUUAAAUUUUUCAUAUUCCUUAUUAAAUUUUAAUUUAUCUACAACUGAAUCAAGAGAUUAUUUAGCAGAUUUAGAAGUUUUGUAUCCUACUAUCAACUAUCACGAAAAAUCAAGUAUUGAAUCCAAAAAAUUUAACAAUAAAAUAAGGAAAAAGGAUAUUGCCAAAUUGGAUCACUUUAAUGUCAAAUUAGAUAUCUUUAAAAACUUAACAGUCAAUACAACAAUAGAAUUGAACAAAAUAAUGGUAAACCUAACAAGUUUAGAAAUUUUCCAAGGCGUACAUUGGUUAUUACUAGACGUUACCAAAUUGGCAGAAACUGAUUUUUCAAUAGGUAGAAUUAAUAAUACAUUUAAUGAAGAAUUAAAACAAUUAAAAUUUGAAAAAGAAGGUAGAAUUCCAACAAAAUCAAUGGAAGAAAAAUUGUUUAAAUAUUUACCAUCUUAUAUUAAUCAAGUUGAAUUAAAAUUUACUAAUUUAGAUUUAACUAUUGGCGCAAGAUCUGUCUUAAUUCCAAAAAGCGAUUUAUUUGAAUCUAAUUUGAAUGAUUUUGAUCAAAAUCAUGAUUUAAGAAAAAUAAUUAUUAAGUUAGAAUUAUUGAAAAUAUUAAUUUUGAAUAAUGAUAAUCCUCAAUUAGAUGAUACUUCGUCUGCAUCACUGGAAACUUUAACUUCUUUGGUGGAUACUGAAUAUUGGUCUAUUACAAAUACAUUGGAAAAUUUACAAUUGUUAAUGCCUGAUGAUCAUAGUUCAAAACAUUCAAAGACAAAACCAUUUAUAGAAUUCCCUAAAAUUGAAAUGAAAAUGGAUUCAAUUUGUAAUUUUCAUGGAAAAAACCAGCUUUUAUUUGCUGCCGAAAUCGGUCAGCUAAACAUCAACUAUAACAGAUUCAAAUUAUUUACAUUAAUUGGCUCCAUUUAUUUGAUCAGGGAAUUCAUCAUUGCUCCUAUCAAAUUAAUCAAAUCAAAAAUCAAAAAGGAAUUAAACAAAUUCGAACAGCCAAGACAAAAACAAUCAUUCAACAUUCUAGAUUUCUUAUUAUUAAACAUCACGUUAUCAGACGUAAACUGUUUUUUGCAAUUGUCGAAAGAGUUUAAAUUAAAGUUACAAUUAUCAGAUUUAGAAUUCGAUGUACAAAAUAAAAUUGCAAAAGUAUCAUUAUUUUUCAUUAGAUUAUUAGCUAUAUCACCAACAAUUGAAAAUAAAUGGUGUAGAUUAGUUUGUGUUGAUUCAUUAAAUUUAUAUGCUCCAUUACACAAACACCCUAAAAUUGAUAUUCAUUCAGAUGCAAUAAGAUUAAUUCAGCCUCAUAAAUUUAUUGUAUAUGAAUUAUUUGAUAACAUUUCCAUAUCUUUAAAAUUAGCAAAACAUUUAGUUAAAUUGUUGAAUGCUGAUGAUUCUAAAGAAGGUUCAAAUGUUGUACAUCCUCAUCAACAACAACCAAUUCCGUUACCACAUAUAUCAGUCAAAUCAAAUCACUUAAAAUUUGUAAUGGAAGAUGAUCCAUUUGAAUCUGAAUUAAAUAUGAUUUAUCAAUUAGGUAGAAUUGAACAAAAGAAAAGACUUGAAUUAUAUUCCCUUUUUGAAACCAAAGAAAGUCAAUUACCUGAUGAUAAACUUUAUUUUAAAAGGCUUGAUCAUUUAAAUACCACAAUAUCAGAAUCAUGGAUUAGGAAAGUUUCAAUUUAUCGUGAAAAAUUAAGACGUGAAGUUGCAGAUCAUAAAACAUAUCUUUUUGGUAAUGAAUGUAAAUUUGAUUCUGAUUAUAAUACAGAUGUUGUUGCUUAUCCAUAUCAUGCACCAUUAUUAAAUAUAACAAUGGAAGGAUUUGAUUUAAAAGUAAGUCAGCCAGAUUUUGGAUUAGAUCAUGUAGCUGAUUUCAUAUAUGAUGUAGGACAAGGUGUUCCAAAAGAUACAAAGUAUUCUGUAAUGAUACCUGCACAAUUAGAUUUAAAAGUUAUUGAAAUGAGAAUGCAUUUAAGAGAUUAUCCAUUACCUAUAUUAUAUUCACCAAGAAGUAAAAAAGGUAAUGCAAGUUUAAUUUUACGUGGUCCUUUAGUUAUAUCAGAACAAUUUGUAACUGAAGAUGAACAUAUUAGGAAAUUAGAUAUUCCAUUAAUUCCAGGUGGUGAAUCACCAUUUGAUUCAUUAAUUGUUGAAAAAACAUUAUCUAGUAUUAAAUUAUACACUAGCUUAGAUUGUAAAUUUGAUUCAGAUUACCCAACAAGAAUUGUUUGGGGAACCUCAUAUAACUUUGGAAUUCAACAAUUUAUGCUUAAUUUUGAUCAAUUUUCAAAACCUCCAGUUGAUCCUUCAGAAAAAUUGGGAUUUUGGGAUAAAUUGAAAUAUAUUUUACAUGGUUCGUGUACUAUUAAAACUAGAAAAAGUUUAGAAGUUGGGUUUAAAGGAUCUAGAGAUCCUUACGAUUUAUUAGGUACUGCAACUGGAUUUGUAUUAUCUUUUAAAGAUAACGUUAUUUGGAGAAUUAACAAGAAUGAUGAUUCGAGAGAAUUUUUUGAUAUUACUGCAGAAUCAGUCUCAUGGUAUAUUCCAAAUUAUUUAGGUGGGCCAUUAUUAGCAUGGACAAGAAAUAGUUUAGAUUCAGUUUUUUUACCAGAUUCUCCACAUUUUAUAAGUUCUUGUUUUGCUUAUUAUCUUGAAGAUUCUCAAACAAGACCUGAUUUCGAUUAUAUGAAGAAAGUAUUUGCAAAAGAUACAAUUGAGUUAAGUGGUGGUAUAAGUUAUAAAGUUGGAUUUUUAUUACAACGUAAAGUUGAUGGUAAAAGAGUUGAAGAAUUUAAACCACAUUAUGAUGUUCAAUUAAUGAAUCCUAAAUUUUGUAAAGAUGGUCAUGAUUCUUAUGCUGGUUUUAGAAGUGAAUAUAUGCAUAUGGCAAUUUCAUUAACUGCUGAUAGAGAAAAUACAUACAAUACAAUACAUUUAAGUCCAGGAGCUUUUGAACAAUUUUUCGCUUGGUGGAAAUUAUUUGCAAGUAAUAUGAUGUUACCUAUAAGAAAAGGUCCAUUAUUUGGAGAAAGUAAAAAAUCAGUUAAAUUUUCUCAACAUUUAUUUACAAAUAAAUUUUCAUUUUAUUUGAAAUCAUUGUUUUUGUCACAUAUUUAUAGAGAUGAAAUUGUUGAUGUUGAUGAUGAUAGAAUUGAAUGUGUUGGAUUAAGAGCUAAAAUUGAUGAAUUCUCAGUUGAUUUACAUCAAAGGAAAGAACCAGUUACUUUAUAUCAUGAAGAACUUUCAAAAAGUACGAAAGCGAUGAAGAUGAUCUUUAAUGUUGGCGAAGUAACAUUAUCAGGUAUUGAUAUGAGAGCUGUUCAUUCAAGUUUUACUCAAAAUUUAUAUUCACAUAACAAAAAGAAUUACAAUGAUGAAAAAGAUUCAACGUAUGAUAUUUAUUUUGAUAACGAUCGUCGUUGGUUUGAUAUUCAAGAUUAUGAAGAAGCAUUCUUACCUUCUGUUAGAUAUUGUCCAAGAAAAGUCAGAAUUUAUCCAUUAAUGUAUUCUCAUAGAUUUUCUUAUGAAAGAGAUACUGAUCAAGAUGCUUCACAAAAUUCAAAAGAUGAUCAAUUUGGUAAUGAAGAUAUUCAUAAUUGUAGAAUUAAAGAUAAAGAUCCUUCACAAGUUCGUAUUGAUAUUUUAACUGAUAGAUUAAGGUCAUUACAACAAAUUAAAAAUAAAGGAAAAGAUUUAAUGGAUAGAAUUGAAUUCAUUACAAAAGAAAUUGAAGGUGUUAAAAAGGAUAAACGUAUCAUAUAUCAAAGAACUUCAACAAUGGCAUCAGUUCAAAAACAUGAUGAACAUUUCCAUAAUAAAUUUACUUGGUUAAGUAUGCUAUUGAAAUGGAACGUUAAUUGUCGUAACUUAGUAUUAAAAUAUAUUCAUUUUGUUCAAUUAAAAGCAAAUAUGAGGAAAUAUUUAUCACAUGAAUCAAUAUCAAUGUUGGAAAAAAUAAUUGAAAAAACUGAAAAAGCAAUGAAUCAAGAUGAUCCUUCAAGUAUUUCCGAAUCAUUAAGUAGAAUAUCAACCGCUCAAAAUGAAUCAGGCACCUCGGAAUUAUCGGCAAAACAAAGAUUAGUUAAAUUUGAUAAAAUCUUAAAAGAAUUACAAGGAUCAGAAGAAUUAUCAGAAGAUUAUCUUAUUGAAGUUAUAUCACCACAGAUACAAUUACAAAGUGAAGAUGCACCAGAUUCAGUAGUUAUUGUUUCAGCUCCUUCAAUAAGUGGUAAAAUUGUAUCUCUUUUAGACACUAAAGAAACUGCAAACCCUGACGUUAUAGAGAAAAGAUAUGGUGUUAUAUUAAAAGAAGCUAGUGUAUUUGUUUUAAAUAAGAGUUCAUUAUCUCCAUUGAUCACAGUUAGAAAUCCAUAUGGUGCAAAAUCAAAUUGGCCACCUUGGUUAGGACCAGAAGUUACUCAAAAUGGUAAAUGGGCAGGUGAAGAUCAUUUAUUAAUUCAAAAUUUAUCUGUAAUGACAUUAUUUUAUGAUACUGAAAUUAAUUUAAACAAUAAUCAAGUUGAUGAGGCACCAAAAAGAUUAAGAAUAGAUACUCCAUCAAUUGUUUUAACAUCUACAUCAUCACAAUAUUUUACACUAUAUGUUAUAAUCGUUAGUCUUUUGUUUUAUAGUGAACCAAUGAGUAAAGUUAUUAAAGAAAAAAUUGAAAAAAUGAAAUUUUCAAUAGAUUCUGAUGAUUUAGUGGGUAUGACAGAUAAAGUUAAAAAUAUGCAAUCGUAUUAUCGAACUUUAAAAUUCAUGAAUUCAAAUUAUUCAUUCCGUAAAAAGCACUUGUCAAAUGAAGAAUUAAAUAAUUAUUUGUUAUUAAAUUUAGAAAGUGGAGAAAUUGCAAGUGAUAUUUAUUUAUUUUUGAAAACUGUAUUUAGUGGUGAUUUUUUCGAUGAUGAUUCAAAUAAUCCACAAAUUUCUUGGUUAAUUAAAGCUGAUGAAUUUAUAUUACAUAUCUUAGAAGAUGAUAGAACUCCAAUUUUAGAUAUUGCAUUAGCCAAAGGAGUUUAUAGAAGAAAAGAAUAUGAAAGUGGAUCUAAUUUUAAUAAAAUACAAAUAGGAAUGAUGCAAGGUUUUAAUUUAAUUCAAAAUGCAAGAUUUCCUGAUUUUAUAAAUCCAAUAGAUGUUGCAAAAAUUGAUGACAAUUUAAUAGAUCUUUCAUGGACAAUGAAUAGAUCUGUGGGUGGAAUAAAAGUAGUUGAAGAUAUGCAAGUUAAUUCAUUACCAUUAAAUAUUAAAAUUGAUGAAAUCACAGGUGAAAAAUUAAUGGAUUUUAUUUUCCAAACUGAUUCAACAAAAGAUUUAAAAAACUCAAAAGUCAUGAGUUUUACAAAUAGUUCAGAAGCAAAAGAAAAAGAAUUAGAGGAUCCAAAAGAUGAUGAUGAAUUUGGUUUAGUUCCAGAAACUGAAGGUGCCAAUAAAUCUAUAAAUUUUGAAGAACAUCUGAAAAAGCAGAAAGAUACUGAAACAGGAUCAAGUAAUAAUACAAGUAAUAAAAAUAAACGUAGUUUAACAAAAUUAUCAGGUUUAAAAUCAACAAUAUCAGAUGAAGAAAAUGAAGAUGAUGAACAAGUCAAUAAGAUGAUAGAAAGAUCUAAAAAAUAUUUUUCAAUAAUAUCAUUAGUUGUUAAAUCAAUAACUUUACAAAUAACAAUAAAAUUAAAUAAAGGGUAUAAAAGAAUAUUAAAUGUUCAUGAUUUCACAAUAAACCUUCCACAAAUAGAAUUAAAUAAUCAAAUUAUGUCAUUUAUUGACCUUACGAAUUUAAUGAAAAAAUUAAUAAUAAAAACUUUAUUAUCUCAUAUUGGAAAAUUAUUAUCUAAUAAAUUACAAUCACAUAAAUAUAACACACUAACAAAUUCGGAAAAUAAAUCAUCACAAUUAAGACCAGUUAAAAAAUAUGAAAAAUUUAUCCCCAUAAAAGAAUUAACUAUUGUUAAAACUAUUACAAAUAAUUUAUAG
Messenger RNA from Lodderomyces jiufengensis, 7494 nucleotides. It is a transcript of the gene FMP27, whose product is annotated as Fmp27p. The record is from RefSeq and is a predicted model, not a curated record. The transcript has a single exon. NCBI's taxonomy places the organism in Eukaryota, Fungi, Ascomycota, Pichiomycetes, Serinales, Debaryomycetaceae. Bases 1 to 7494 code for a protein of 2497 amino acids.